UGCAAAUGUCUAGUCUGUGGUAGCUCUAAGACUAAGACCUUGAUUGUUCUCGCACGAUUAUCCGACAAAAAUACGGGAUACUCCAAGUCCAAGAGUAAAAUAGAGAAUGGCGAAGAAUGGAGUUGAAAUCUUCAAUUAGACGAAGUGCGUUAAAUAUAUAUUUCUGAAAAUCGUGCGCCUUUACGUGCGUUAUUAUUGACAAUAAAGAACUCUUUAAUUGAAAACAAAAUGUUUUGCCAGAUUCCAAUAUCAGUGAAAACAUUUAAAUGGUUGGUAUCCGCUUCAAGCAAACACAUCUUAGAUGCACAAUGAAAGUAUCGCUACAUCUUCGUUGUAGACCGUCCUCUCACAAUAUAUACAUACUCCUUGGUAUAUCCCUGUUGUAUAUCAUUGCUAAUGGCUCCACACAAUCCUCUGAUGAUACUACAAAAGAAACCUCAUGUCAAAGUAAGGAUGAUUCACAAUUUAAUAUCAAUCUGAAUUUACAAAGACAAACGAGAGAUGUGGUAAUGAUGAAACAUCUGCCAAGAAUUGAUCCUGUCAAGGUUAGAUUGCCAAUCUUUCUGUAACUUCGCCAGUUCCUUUUGAUCACCUUUUCCCAACUUUCACGAUAUAGUAUUAUAUUUAGUGACGCGUAUAAGUUAUACCAUACAGUGUUUUAUGAGCUUAUGGGGGGGGGGGGCUUAUAAUAGGAGGUUUACGGUACUGACGUAAAACUGCAGGUGUAUAGUUUCGGCGCAAUCAUAGGCGUAACGAUAUGAAGAGGAUAGUAACAUGUACAAGCAAAUACAUUGUUCAUGCAAUGGUCGCGGCACUACCCACUUGCCCAUGUAUAAUCGAAGCAGCUUUUCAAUUUAUAAAUAUCUAGAAAGGCACUGCCUCUUGAGGAAUUAUAUAAAUUUAAUAUUUUCUUAUUCUUACGUAAUCAGGUUGACUAUACACGAAAUGUUCAAAUCGUUCCUGGCAAGACGCAUCAAAUGCGAACAUUGGCAUUAAAUCCACCAAUAUUUGGUAAGAUUUGCAAUAUCCUGACGUUCACGUGCUAAAAAACGUCGCCUAUAUAUUGGAUUUAACAAGCGAAAACGCGUAUUUGAAAGCAUAGUUGGGCGGAAAACGGUCCAACAAUCAUUAUUAUAUACAGUCGAGUUUAUAAAAUGGAAAAAUAUGUUUUGAAGCAAACAAAAUUCAAAGCCCUUUGUAUCUUUUAUCCUCCACAUUCCUAUUUUGGCUGAAUCUUUCCUUGAGGGAAAAAGCACAAUUGCUAAGAGACGGAAUCAAAUGAACUGCGGAUAGUCCAUUUUGGCACACACUUGUAAUAUAAUUGUUGUUCUUCUUUUUUCACUAGUAAAUGGUUACUGUAAAAACUUAAUUGCCCUAAAAUUAUCACUUCAGUUAUCUAUAUAGAGAGGUCGCAAAUUUCAGAUAGCUUGGAAAGUGCAUAAAGCACCCGAAAAAACAACCUAUAUAUGUACUGAACAUAAUUUUACGUAUAAUUGAUUGUGGUAUGAUUAUUCUUAGAAGUGAAAGAUUUCCUUACUGAUGAAGAGUGUGAUAUAAUCAUUCACAUUGCGAAAUACAAUGGUCUGGAGUCGAGCCGCACAGUCAGAACAUUGGAGCACCGUCGUGUACCACGAGAGAAAAUAAUUGGACUUUUUGAAUCUUUUGAUAUGGAUUAUGAUGGAUAUUUAGAAAAAUUCGAG
Paramuricea clavata is the source of this 1700-nucleotide messenger RNA. NCBI's taxonomy places the organism in Eukaryota, Metazoa, Cnidaria, Anthozoa, Malacalcyonacea, Plexauridae. The record is from the annotation of a GenBank genome assembly.